This is a messenger RNA of Phalacrocorax carbo (great cormorant), 3739 nucleotides long. NCBI's taxonomy places the organism in Eukaryota, Metazoa, Chordata, Aves, Suliformes, Phalacrocoracidae. The record is from RefSeq and is a predicted model, not a curated record.
AUGCACAUCUGGUAGCGCAACUGCAACUUCCCAGCAAGAGCAAACACUGCUAAUGUUUUCCCAAGCGGAGUCCAAUGUAUAAACUAGAAUAUACAGCGAAUUGGUGAACAUAAACGGCGGGCGGGCAGCUGCACGAAUCUGCAAUGGUGUAGUGGUAUGGGGACAGGAGAGCACCCUGCGACUUUGUAAGGGUGUCCCGAGGAGCGCUGGGCGGCCGCUCACAGAGCCCAGCCAUGCCACCCCCCGCUAAUGCGGGGCGAGCCCCCGGCCCGCCGGACGGCGGCUGGGGCUGGGUGGUGGUCUUCGGCGCUUUCGUUUCGAUCGGCUUCGCGUACGCCUUCCCCAAAGGCAUAGCCAUCUUCUACAAAGAAAUCCAGGAUUUCUUUGGCACGUCCUAUAGCGAGAUCGCGUGGGUCUCUUCCAUCAUGUUGGCCACGACGUACGGUGCAGGUCCCAUUAGCAGUAUUUUAGUAAACCGCUAUGGCAGCCGGCCCGUGGUUAUAUUUGGAGGCCUGCUGUGUGGCAUUGGGAUGGUGUCAGCCGCCUUUUGCACCAGCAUCCUGCAGCUCUACAUCUGUGUGGGCUUCAUUACAGGAUUCGGCCUUGCUCUCAAUCUCCAGCCAUCAGUGAUAAUCAUAGGGAAAUACUUUUUAAAAAGAAGACCCAUUGCAAAUGGCCUUGCUAUGGCAGGGAGCCCCGUGAUGCUUUGCACCCUGGCACCUCUCAACCAGUUCCUUUUUGACAAUUUUGGCUGGAGGGGCAGCUUUUUAAUUCUUGGGGCAAUUUUAUUAAACUGCUGUGUGGCAGGAGCCCUCUUCAGACCCAUCAAGGCAGCCACAGCAUCGGUCAAAACACCAAAAGAAGAGGUCACUAAGGAUGCCAUGGAAAUGAAUAGUCCCACGAACGUCCCCGUGGAGAUCAAAACGGAAGAGGAAGGAGGAAAGGACUGCUGUGAAAAAAUCAAUCAGUACCUUGAUUUUUCCCUUUUUAAGCACAGAGGGUUCUUGAUCUACCUGAUCGGAAACGUGCUCAUGUUCCUGGGAUUUUUUGCCCCCAUUGUUUUCCUGGCACCCUAUGCAAAGCACAUCGGCAUUGAUGAAUAUUCAUCUGCUUUCCUUCUUUCGAUCCUUGCUAUCGUGGAUAUGAUUGCCCGACCUACCACUGGCAUCGUUGCAAACAGCAAGUGGGUGAGGCCACGGAUUCAAUACUUUUUCAGCUUCUCCAUUGCUUUCAAUGGCACCUGUCACCUUCUGUGCCCACUGGCUUCCAACUACAUGGGACUCGUCGUUUACUCCAUCUUUUUUGGCUUGGCCUUCGGCAUGGUUUGUGCCAUGCUCUUUGAAACGCUCAUGGACCUCGUGGGAGCUGCCCGGUUCACAAGCGCUGUUGGCCUGGUCACCAUUGCAGAGUGCUGCACGAUAUUGCUGGGACCACCUAUUGGAGGAACUCUUAUCGAUACCUUUGGGGACUAUAAAUAUAUGUUCAUUAAAUGUGGAGCUGUGAUGGUCCUGGCAGGAACCUUCCUGUUCAUAAUGAAUUAUUAUAAUUAUCGUAUGCUUGCCAAGGAGGAGAAGGAAAGAAAGGCAAAAGAAGAGGACUCUAAAUCUGUAAGGACAGAAAAUAAAGGCAGAAAUAACUGGGACAAAGAAACCAUACAGGAUGGGCCUGAGCUGGAACCUUUGAAGGAGGAACUAGAAGGAAUAAAGAAGGAAGUGAAUGGCACAAAUGAAGUUUAAACCUGUUCUCAUGGGCUGAAUGGGAAAUUACUUCUGGGUUGCUUAAGUUGACACUGGCUGUGAAAUCACACUAGGUUUUAAAAUUUUGCCCUGUGCUGUGCCACCCCACUUCUAUUUUGUGUACUACAGCUCUACUCAGUGAAAAGGCCAAUGGCCAUGAGAGUCAAUGCAGAGCCCUUCCAGCAGCCUCAGCGGGCUUUGCUUUGAGUACUGUGGUGGCUGGCUUUUCUCACCAUGCAAUCAAAACUCUGACUGUCUUUGACUGCAGUGUCAGAAUCAUCCCAGGGAUUUGGUGCUGCCUUCCACUGGCAGCUGCGCUGUGACUUGGACCUCUGUUUGAUGGAAAUGUAAUAUAGACCUUACACACGUCUUAAAUGGAACAUGAGCAAGCUGCUUGAACAGAAUGAGGGCAGUACAUGCCUGCGUGUGAAGUGGCAGCAAGGCAGCCUGUUCUUGUGGCUGGAGCAUGCUAGGAAGUAACUAACUUGGGGUGGCUCCUCAUGGCUUGAGCAGGGACUUCUCUGGGGACCUCUGCAUUUAGCAAAAUGCCUUGAAAGGUGAGAAGGUGAGAAAGGUGGCAUUAUGAAGGGGGUCAGCACAAGGCUGACAUGCUACAGGGGUCCUUCUUCCAGGUUCUUUGUGGGGGGCAGAAACUUAGUCUUAAAAGGCUUAAACUUUGAUCUAGAUUUGAACAGUACAAAUUCUUUAAAUUUUUUCUGAGGAGGUUACACAGUCCUUAUUAUCCAAUAUCUGAGUGCCAUACCAUUUUUAGCAUGCUUUUCUUUACAACACCCUGGUGAGGCAGUAAGUGUUGUUACUGUUAAUUAAUUGUAUAAAUGAAAAACUGAAGCACAGAGGAGCUAUGGACAUCAUCGCUUCAGUGAACAAAGCUUAGGCAUGCCAUAGCUGAAAGGGGCUCCACUGCCGUGAGUUAGGUGCUUGAAAGCCCUGCGGAGCACAGGUAUCACCCUGCUGGAAAAUAUAAAAUACCAUGAUAGUCAUGCAUUAAACCACAGCCCUCUCUGCAGUGCAGCCUGCUUACUCUGUGCUUCAUACUACUCAGGAUAACAAUUUUAAACACUGUCUUAGAGCUGCGACCUUGUGCCAUAUUUUUUUUAACCUGCUGAAGUUGCAUCCAUCCUGGAGGGAAUCCAAACACAGCUGUCCCCCCUUGUCUGGGCUGGGUUAGGCACCUCCCUGUUGCUAGCGCUGCAAUACCUGGUGGCCUUACGCCAUCCUGUUGCAUGAAAUAAAUUUUUCCCAGGUCAGUGAUGCAAAGCUGGAGCUGAGGCCACAUAGGAACCUCUUAUCCAGUGGUGAUAAUUCUGAGUUGGGAAGAUCUGGACUCUUGGCAGCAAGCACUGAUGUAUUUUAUAAUCAGCAGCUGUUCCCCAAGAGCCAUGGAUGCUGAGCAGGGCAUUAUGUAGUUGAAUCAUCAGCUUUUUGUAGAUUUAGCUCCAGGUGUCUGGAUAAAAACAAGGACUUUUGAGGCAGAUCACCUAAAUCCAAAACUAACAACAGUCUGUAGGCUAGGUCUCCUCUUUCUUUGCUUCAGUGGCACCCUUAUGUGAUCAGAUAAAGUUUUUUUCAUAAAUUUAUCAUGAAGAACUGUUUUUAAUUAUCAGUUGUAUACAUACUAUGAAGAAUGGCUUGUAAAAAUACUUCCACAAGUACACUAUACGCUUAAAUUUAAGUAACUCAUAUCUUUUUGUACAAAACCUUUUCUGUGAAAUCUUCUGUUCCACUAAAUAAUGGUCUUUGGCCAUUGACUUCAGUAGGACUUAAAUUUUGUCCUUAUGAGGUACCUUGCAUUUUCUUUGAAAAACAAAAUCUAUACUAUAUACUUAGGCUUUUGUUGCUGUAUUUUUAAUAUUCUUUAUUUCUGUCAAAUAUAUCUACAGUAUUUCAGUUAAAAAGGCAUUGAUAGAAAGUCCUGAACAUUUUCCAAUUUGCCUUCUGGAAAGCUUUAAUAUACUUAAUAAAACUCUUUUAAAAAAUGAAAA